This is a messenger RNA of Epithele typhae, 1623 nucleotides long. Its product is annotated as alcohol oxidase. The coding region runs from base 1 to 1623 and encodes 540 amino acids. The record is from RefSeq and is a predicted model, not a curated record. The transcript is spliced from 14 exons. Lineage: Eukaryota; Fungi; Basidiomycota; Agaricomycetes; Polyporales; Epitheliaceae. Gene Ontology annotation, molecular function: oxidoreductase activity, acting on CH-OH group of donors; flavin adenine dinucleotide binding.
AUGCCCUCUCCGCGUUUCUCUGUAAUCCAGGCGCUUGCAGCCGUCGCGCUCGGGCUCCACGCGGCCCAGGCUGCGCUGUUCGUGAGCCCGACGAGCGAAGUGCUCAGCAAGUCCUACGAUGUCAUCGUUGUUGGCGCUGGCGCGGCAGGGGCGGUGAUGGCGAACCGCCUCACUGAAGAUCCGGACACGACCGUUCUGCUCAUCGAGGCAGGCUCAGACGACUUCAUGAACUUGAACAUCUCGGUACCUGGAUUCGCCUCCAGGCUCACUGGGUCACAGUUUGACUGGAACUUUACCACGACCCCACAAGAAGGCCUGAACAACCGGGCAAUCCAAUACCCUCGCGGCUUCGUCCUCGGCGGCUCCACUGCGAUCAACCUCAUGGCCUUCUGCCGCGGGACCAAGGACGACUUCGGCAGGAUCGCAAACGUUACUGGAGACAGUGGAUGGGAGUGGGAGAAUCUUCUACCCUUCGUGCUGAAGGUCGACAACAUAACGGCCCCAGCGGACGGGCAUAACACGACUGGGCAAUACAAUCCGGCGGUCCACCGCCAUGGAGUUGUGGACAUUAGCGUCCCGGGGAUGUUCCUGGAGCCCAUCGACUCCAUUGCUCUGAACACCUCUGCUGAACUCCCAGACGAAUUCCUUUCAACCUUGACUACAACUCCGGUGACACAAUUGGCUUCAGUUGGGCUCAAUGGACUAUCCACGACGGCGUACGCGUCACUUCAGCGUCCUCGUAUCUUGCCCAAGCUUCCAGCCGUACUAACCUCGACAUCCUCGUCAAUACUCUCGAGUUUGCUCAAUCUGCAGAUGGUGGGUCCGACUUACAACCUCACUGCGUCAAAGGAGGUGAUUUUGUCUGCGGGGUCUAUCAAGACUCCUCACAUCCUCAUGUUAUCUGGCAUUGGUGAUGCAACGCACCUUUCUGACAAGGGUAUCACUCCUAUUGUCAACCUCACUGCUGUAGGCAGAAAUCUCCAGGACCACGUCUUCCUCCCUAAUUCGUGGAAUGUCACUGCCAACUUCACUCUCGACGACCUUCAUCGGAGCGCCAACCUGACCGCGGAGCAGCUUCAGCUCUGGAUGACGAACGGAACAGGCUUUUUGGGACUUCCGCCUUCUGAUCAGUUCAUGUGGCUGCGUGCAAAUGACUCGAUUUUCACCGACAUCGAUGCGGAGGACCCAAGCGCGGGUCCUACCUCCGCUCACUUCGAGAUCAUCAUCAGUGACAAUUUCGUGUCGAAGCGCGUUGCCCUCCCGUCAACAGGCCGCUUCCUCUCCCUCAUCACGAACGUCAUCUCCCCUUCGUCCCGCGGCAACAUCACCCUGAACACGACCGACCCGUUCGACGCCCCCCUCAUCAACCCCGCACUGCUCUCGACGGACGUCGACCGCGCGAUCAUGCGCGCCGCGAUCGCCGCCGUGCGCCGGUUCGCCGCCGCGCCCGCGUUCGCCGGCUACCUCGUCGGCGAGUUCGGCGCGUUCGGCGCGGCGCGGAGCGCGGACGAGAUCGACGCAUACGCGGCGGACAACGCGGACACGGUCGACCACCCGUCGGGACCGUCGCGCUGGGGAGCGCGCUCGAGCGCGACUUCCGCGUCAAGGGCACGAGGGGGCUGA